AAAAUUGGCUGCCGCAUUUUAAAGGUCUUCUCGAAUGUAGCACCCCAGAGCACAGAUCGCGUUGUCCAGACGGUGGGUAAACAAAAUGAAGUUAUCGAGGCCAUACGUGAAGUUAUCAACUUGACACGUGACACUCCCAUCAAAGGCCCCGUCCACAAUUAUGACCCGCUGAAUUAUGAUCGCAUGUAUGCCGAUGAAUAUGGCGGCUAUGGCAAUAUUCCCGGCAGUACUCGUCCCUCUAGGGAUGGUGGUCGUCGUGGUGGCGGAGGCGGUGGUGAUGAUCGUGACUAUGGUCGUGGUGGUGGACGUCAUGAUGAUCGCAGCCGCAGUGGUGGCCGUCGUGACAAUCCAUUUGUAAAUCCCUGGGCCAACGAUGAUGGUGGUUAUGGCAAUGGUGGCGGUGGAAAUGUUGGCUAUGGCGGAGGUGCUGCUGCCGGCGGUUAUGGCGGCAAUGCUGGUGGUUUUGGCAAUAACUUUGGGGCCGUUGGUGGUGGUGGCGGUUUUGGCAAUGCUGCUGCCGGUCCCAUGCCGGUUAAUAAUUAUGGUGGAGGUGGUUAUGGUGGCCAAGGUGGUUUUGGUGGCGGCAACACAGCUGCCGGUUAUGGUGGAACUGGUUUUGGUGCUCCAGUCAAUCAAGGAUAUGGUAGUGCAGGCGUUGGCGGCAUGAAUCAGGGAGGUUUUGCUGCUGGUCCCGCCAUGGGCAAUGGCAUGGGCGUUGGUGGUGGACCGGCACCGGUGUUUGGUGCCAAUGGUAAUGUACCGAAUAAUAUUACCGGUACUCUACCCGAUGGUCACGAUCCAAAGAAUAGUACACAGGUCUCCAUACCAAAAGAAAUGGCCGGUGCUAUAAUUGGUAAAGGUGGCAGUCGUAUACGUCGCAUACGUAAUGAGUCGGGUGCUUAUAUAACCAUCGAUGAACCAUUACCGGGUUCCUCAGAUCGUAUUAUUACCAUUUCGGGUAAUCCCAAACAAAUACAAAUGGCCCAGCAUAUGUUGCAACAGAGGUUAGAGUUGAAGAAAAACUUCAUUUAG
Molecule: messenger RNA, 1032 nt
Organism: Musca vetustissima
Lineage: Eukaryota; Metazoa; Arthropoda; Insecta; Diptera; Muscidae
Gene: HnRNP-K
Exons: 2
Biological process (GO): regulation of mRNA splicing, via spliceosome; regulation of transcription by RNA polymerase II
Cellular component (GO): cytoplasm; nucleus
Molecular function (GO): mRNA binding
Source: RefSeq, a predicted model, not a curated record